AUGAGUGACGAAGAAAUCAAAUCAUACGGCGAAAAGCACGCCCACCAUGGCACACUCGGCGAACAUAUGCAUGGCCGCCAACUCGGCGCAGACCCAGAGGUCCACGAUCUGGUGGUUGGCGACCAGAACGAGCUUCACCGAGAGCUGAAGGGCAGACACAUGCAGAUGAUUGCCAUGUAA
This is a messenger RNA of Aureobasidium vineae, 180 nucleotides long. Lineage: Eukaryota; Fungi; Ascomycota; Dothideomycetes; Dothideales; Saccotheciaceae. The record is from the annotation of a GenBank genome assembly.